Ustilago hordei is the source of this 597-nucleotide messenger RNA. RefSeq lists its product as uncharacterized. Bases 1 to 597 code for a protein of 198 amino acids. The transcript has a single exon. The record is from RefSeq and is a predicted model, not a curated record. Lineage: Eukaryota; Fungi; Basidiomycota; Ustilaginomycetes; Ustilaginales; Ustilaginaceae.
AUGGAACCAGCACUACCCCUCCCCCUAAGACUAGACCUCACGCAUUGCCCAGUAUCUAGGUCGCACGAAUGCGUAUCAGAAUCCAUCUCCCAUUUCCUAUCCGCCUAUGCUGCUCGUACAGGGACUCAAAAUGCCGCUUCCUCGUCGGACGAUCCUUCUUCCUCAUCCUCCUCUGCUUCAACUGGCGGAGUGGUCGCUGCUCAAUUAACCCGAUUAAUGAACGGUUUGGCGGGCAAAAUAGACCAUGAUAUCUUUGCAAACCUCUUCCCCACCACUUCUACCACUGCAGCAGAUGCUCUUGAUAUCGACCAAGAACAAGUUGACCAACUAGAAACGCCAAGAGAGGUACUCGAUCCGAGUCAGAAGAGAGGUGCGCCUGGAGGAGAUGGAGAAGGAAGGGAUUCUUUUUCCAAGGCGGACGAAUUGAGUCAUGCCGAAACACCAAAUCUUGAUGAUAGUUUGACGACCGAGGAUCCCGUGCAUGAUGCCGAGGAAGAAUCGCCGAGAAAGAAGAGUAAAAAGGAGAAGAAGGAGAAGAAGGAGAAGAAGGAGAAGAAAGGUAAGAAGGAAAAGAAGAAGGUUAAGAGCGAAGCAUGA